Messenger RNA from Oppia nitens, 2961 nucleotides. RefSeq names its product ubiquitin carboxyl-terminal hydrolase 8-like. Gene Ontology annotation, biological process: protein deubiquitination. The transcript has 4 exons. Gene Ontology annotation, molecular function: cysteine-type deubiquitinase activity. Bases 106 to 2961 code for a protein of 951 amino acids. The record is from RefSeq and is a predicted model, not a curated record. Lineage: Eukaryota; Metazoa; Arthropoda; Arachnida; Sarcoptiformes; Oppiidae.
UUUCAAAUCAAUUGUCUUAAAUAGAUAUAGUUUUCAAUAAAAUUUAAAUGUUAAACAAAUCGGUGAUUAGUGGACAUCGGUGUUGACCACAACUACUACAAGAAAAUGCCGACCAAAACCUUUCUGAAGGACUUAUAUAUCGCCAAAUCAUUGGAACUGUUGACGAAAAAGGCAGAAGAAAGCAACAAAAACAAUGCAAAUACCAAUAGUCUCCUGAAUUCGGCCAACAAGUUGUACUCCGAGGCCAAGCGUUCGCAUAUCGACGGCGACGAAGAACGCGCUUAUAUUCUGUACUAUCGGUACUUUCAAACAAUUAAAACCAUCAAACAGUCCAACGAUUACAAGAAAGAUGAAAAGUAUUACUCGGGACUUAUCGGACUCAACAAACUCAAAGAAGUGGUCGAAACAUUGGAAACGCUGGUCGAAAGUCUUGUUAAACGAUAUAACACACUCAAAGAAAGUCUUGAGAUGAGAGCUAAAGAGAUCAAUGAGUCAAACGCCGUCGUCAACGAUAAUUUGUCCAAUAAAUCAAGUGAUUCAUCAAAAUCAAAGAGUAGUGACACUAAUGAUAGUGACUAUCCAGUGAUCGAUAGCGUAUCACUGGUUGAACACCUGGAAAACAGUUCAGAUAUUAAUAAGAUAUUAAUUAUUGAUAUCAGAAGUGCUGAUGAGUUUAACAAAUCGUCUAUUAGUAUAAAGAAAGUGAAAACUUCAGCCGAUGUUAAUGUUAUUAAUAUUCCCAAUAAUUUAUUAGUGGCCGGAAUGACGGCCGCAAAACUUGACCAACACUUGCCAUUUGGUUCGGAUAAAGAUGUUUUUUCAAGGAGAAGAUCAAUGACUAAAAUUAUUAUUGUCGACAAUCACUCACAAGAAUUGAUUGCUAAGACUCCGAUAUAUUAUUUAAUUGAAGCUAUUUAUAGGUGGGACGCGUCGUCGCUUAAAAUUAAAAACAAACCGUUUAUAUUGAAAGGAGGUUUUAUAGAUUGGACGCUCACAUACCCCAUGCAUACAACAAACCCACAAUACAAACCAAUAACUAGGAGUAUACCUAUUAAUCGAUACCAAAUGAACUUAACCUUUAAUUAUGAAUUAAGUGAAUUGGAAACGGAGAUCAAAAAACCAGAAAAUACUAAUUUAGUGAAUACUGUGACCGAUAACAAUGCAGAUAAUAAAUCAGAUAUUUCUGCUAAUUGUAUUAAUAAUAUAUUUAAUUCCAAACCAACUAAUAUGGCCGUUCCGGGAACAGCUAAGCCAGUGAUUCCCGAUCGGUCAACUAAACCAAAAUUACAAACAGAAACCAUAGCUGAUGUAAUGAAUACUACCGGUAAUGCUAUAAAAGAUGAUUUUGAAAAAAUAAAACUCAGAAAACAGAAUGAGAUCAGCGAAGAAAUGAUAUCAACUAUAAGACAACAAUAUGAAGAAACCAUUGAAAGCUUUCAAAAAGAUAUUGAAAGUAAAGACAAAGAGAACACGCAUUUGCGCCAAACUGUCAUUAAAUUAAUGCCUCAAAAACCAUCCCAUUUGGUUAACAAUAGUAAGAACAAAGAAAGUCCAGUGGUUAACAUCAAUGGUAAUAUCAAUACUUCUAACAAAAGGAAUGGCUUUUAUCUAAAAGUUGAUGAAUCCGGAGAUGAAAAUAAAGAAAAUACUGAAACACAUGAUAUGGAUAGCUCUACAAUUGACGAUGAUAUGAAUGGAAAGCCUAUUCCAACAAUUAACAGAUCAAUGAACCGGUCGUCGAAUAGUUUGUCAGUGAGUUCAAGUCUAUCCCGUUCCCUGUCGUCACCAAAUAUGCUUGAGUUGAUCGCUAAAGAAACAAACGGUAAUUUGACUGAUGAUAUGGGAAUUGAAUCAAAAGAAGUGUCGUCUCCACACUUCGAUCGUUCACUUAAACCAAUGUUUAGUAUUGAGAAAUACAAUUUCCAAGAACUUGAUAACAAACAGCGAGACUUUAGUGCCGUCCGUAGACUCGCCGGUCCUUCGAUUACUGGACUUAGAAAUCUUGGAAAUACCUGUUUCUCUAACGCUGUCAUACAAUGCUUGUUAAAUACAACAGAGUUUUCUUCAUUUUUCAACGGAAAGUUUAAUAUAAAUAAAAACUCCAAAUUUGGUUCAAAUGGUGAACUGGUUAUAGAAUUGGCAGCACUUUUCAGACAAAUGGCUUUUCCUUCUCCAUACAAGUCUUUGGCCGCUAAAGACUUCAAGAACGCAGUUUGUAAGCACUUUCAAGGCUUCAUUCCGGGCCAACAACAGGACGCUCACGAAUUUCUGGUCAAACUCCUUGAGAAACUACAUGAAGACCUAAAUGAGUCUACUAUUAGGGAUAUCGAUACAAACAUAUCGGAAGAUCUCAGCUUACAAGUGGCGGCCAACAAGUUCUGGAAAAAUCAUUUGAGAAAAAAUAAAUCAAUUAUCACUGACCUCUUUGAAGGAUUUAUUGUAAACUCACUCAUGUGUUUAACCUGUCAUAAGACUUCCAACACAUUUGAAGUAUUUAGCUGUUUGUCAUUACCAUUAGGUAAUCAUAAGACAACUUUAAAUGAUUGUAUCCGUCAAUACUUCAAACCGGAACGUAUGUCGGGUGAGGCCGCCUGGGAGUGUCCGACAUGCAAACAGAAGAGAGAAGCAGACAAAAAGAUACUUCUCUGGAAACUACCGAAAGUAUUAAUAAUUCAUUUGAAGAGAUUUUCAUAUGAAGGCCGUUGGAAACUAUCGACUUAUGUUGAGUUCCCCAUCGAUGAACUACAGAUCCAAACCAGUCAAUCAAGCGUACAGUCCCGCUAUAAUCUGUACGGUGUUGUCAAUCAUUCGGGAACUCUUGAGUGCGGACACUAUACGGCAUAUUCACAAAACCUAAGUAAAUACAAAUGGCAUAAAUUUGAUGACCAGGAGAUCACACAAAUUAAUGUAACGGAGAUUAAGUCUCAAUCGGCUUACAUAUUGUUUUAUCGAUGUGUAUAA